Messenger RNA from Lasiosphaeria miniovina, 4263 nucleotides. Its product is annotated as MRC1-like domain-containing protein. The record is from RefSeq and is a predicted model, not a curated record. Gene Ontology annotation, molecular function: anaphase-promoting complex binding. Bases 1 to 4263 code for a protein of 1420 amino acids. The transcript has 2 exons. Gene Ontology annotation, biological process: activation of protein kinase activity; mitotic DNA replication checkpoint signaling; mitotic G2 DNA damage checkpoint signaling. NCBI's taxonomy places the organism in Eukaryota, Fungi, Ascomycota, Sordariomycetes, Sordariales, Lasiosphaeriaceae.
AUGGCGGCGUCAAGUCCUCUGUCGGCCUCGUCGACGUUGGCGUUGGGACGCGAUUCCCGCAGCACCGGCAUCACCAACAACAGCGACAGCGACAGCGGCAGCGACAACGACGAAACCAUUCUCCGCCCACGCGGCAGAUUUGCUGCGCGAAUGCUUGCCGAGAGCAACAAUGAAAGCCAAUACCAAGCAUCCGAGACUGAGUCGACCACGGACAAGGCAGCCGGCACAAAUAACAGCCGCGACGACGAAGAUGAGGACGAUAUCGUGCCUGUAGCUCGCGCAAGGAAGAUGAAGCCGCGACGUCAACGCAGCUCGACCCCAGAGGAGGCGCCACAACAAGACGCUCCCUCUUCCCGCUUUGAAUCGCCGCAAAGAUCAAAAUCCACACCUGCUCCUGAUUCUUCCAGCCUCUUUGUAUCGCCUUCCAAAUCCUGCUCGCCUACCACGCAGGGCAAUGCCCAAGAAAGCGAUGCAAGCGAUGACGAAGACUUGCCUAGCCCGAGCAAUCUAGCCAAAAAGCCCCGUUUCUUAGCUUUGGUGGCGAGGAAGCGCGAGGAGCGCCUAGCUCGCGAGGCCGAGGAAGCUCGCAAGAAGGCCGACCGCCUCGCCGCCCAGCAAGCAGCUGCGCAGGACGACGACGACAUAUUGUCGGUUGACGAAGACUCCAGCGUCACCGAUGAUGAGGGUGGCCGGAAGCUCACCCAGACAGCCGCCCGUCCCACGGCGCGCAAGGCCAGCAAGAAGGCUCUCGAAGAGAUGCACCGUGAGACGCAGCGUCUGACACGGAGUUUGCAGCUCGCCCACGAGGCAAAGGUCAAGAAGAAGAUCACAAAGACGGCCCUGUUUGAGCGCUUCAACUUCAAGCCCGAAGGCGCCGCAACACCAGCAGUUGAACAACAACAGGCGCUACCCAGCUCGAGUCGUCCCGCAUCGCCAUCGUCAGUCCACCAGACAGAUGCCGAGAUGAAGGAUGCCGACACUCCGCCAAGCUCACCUCCGCUUGAGGGCACGGAUGCUGCCAAGGGCCAGGCACAGGGAAAUUCCCAGACCGCCACAGCUCCCCAAAACACCGAUAUGCCCUUCCUUGAGGAGGACGAAGACGGGGAAUUGCCGUCCCUCGAAGCUGCUCUUGAGUCGGCGGCUGCUGCCCGGAGGAGACUCGAGAAAGGCAAAGGGAAGGCCACUGCCGCUGAGCUCGAGGCUGAGCAGCAGCCCAAAGAGAUCCUGCGAGCCAAGCGCAACAUCCGCAUCAAGCUCCCAGCCCAGCAGGUCAAUGUCGUCAGUCUCGACCUAGACGACGAUGAUGACGACGAGCUCGAGGUCCGGCCGGCACGCAAGAGCAAGAUCGACGCCAUAUUUGACAGCAUCCCUGUCAACCAAGCGCGCGAGUCUCGCUCCAUGCAGAUGCUGCGCAGGCUUGCGCACGUUGACGAUCCGGAGAAGAAGGCCACCACCGCCUCCAUUGGCAAGCACGCCAAGACAGCACACCAGCAGCCGGCCAUGACGGUUAGUGAACUUCAGGUGUCUCUGCUGCAGCGCGCCCGCCAGCAGGCCAAGCUGGAGCGGGAUAGCCACCUCGACCUGCUCCGCUCCAAGGGCAUCCACGUGCAGACUGCCGAGGAGCGCGAGAAGCAGAUAGCCGAGGUCGAAGACAUCGUGGCGCGUGCUCGCAAGGAGGCCGAGGAUAUCAUGAAGCGAGAGCGCGAGGCGGCCAAGGAAGACCGCAAAGUGCGGAAAGCAGCUGGCGAACUUGAUCCUUUGGGGUGGGAUGACAGCGAUGACGAAUAUACCGAUGCCGACGAGACAGGGUCAGAGGGAGAGGGAGAUGCAGCAGCCGAGGUUGAGCUCUCUGGUUCUGAAGAGGAGGACGUCCUCGAAGACGAAGACGAUGAUGAGGCCGAGGAUGAGGAAGAGGAUGCAGAAGUCGAUCCUGUCGGUGGGUUAUUCGACGACGCUGCAGAGAGCGCCGAAGAAUCCGAGGCCGAGGACGUCGAGCAAGAGCUUGACGCGCAAGAUUCAGACGGAGAGACGGCCAGUUCGAAGCAGGCGGCCCGUCGUAGGCCAAGGAAGCAUGUCACAAUCCUGUCUGACGACGACGAUGAUGAAGUUGAAGGGGAUGCAGAGAAGAGUCAUCUUGUCGAAGCCACCCCAAGGCCAAAGGCCAAGUAUCCCAAAUCGCCGUCGGCAGCACCCAACACGGUCUCUCCACAUGUCCCCACGUCGGUCCUGCGAUCGGCAACCAAGACCUUCAUCCCUGGUCUCCCUGUUGCAGGCGCUGCCGGCCUUGGCCUCACUCAGAUCUUUGCUGGGACCAUGGACGACAGCCAGUCAGCCCCUGGCUCUGUGAUGGGCUCCCCGUCGCAGCCACGGCCGACCUUUGGGGGCGUCGAAGAGUUUCCCGAUUCCAACUUUUCACAGACGGCCCAAGAGGCUUCAGACGACAUGAUACUAGACAGCCAGCCAGCCCGCAGAGCCGAGACGCAAACACAGGACCCCGACACCCAGGGCGUCCAAAUCCGCUUCUCGCAGUCGCAGGUGCAUGGCUUUGACAGCUUGCUCCAGGACAACCACGACCUCACCCAACUGUCAGAGCUCGAGCCUACCCAGGACGGCGGCUUCCAUAAUUUCACCCCUUUAAAACAGCGGUUUGUUGAGCCGCCUGCCUCGACUAUCGAUACGGUCAAGAUGGGCCAGACCCAGGCGGAGGCCGAGGUUGAGCACGAGUCGCCUCUAGUGCGCAGGACUGGCAAGCUACGGCGGAGAGGCGACGUUGCUGCUGCCGCUGCCGCCGUCGAUAGCGAUCCCGAAGACGAGAUGGAAGGCGUUGAGGCCGAUGAGUUUGGUUUCGGUACAGUCGAGAGCAAGACGGCCUUCGCCCUGAUGAAAGAGGCUGCUCGCAGGGAGAAGGCCCCCAAACUUGCCGAGGCUUUCGACAAGAAGAAGAGCAAGGCCCGCGACAUGGUCGAGGACCAGGCCGAGGAGUCCGAGGACGAGUAUGCCGGCAUCGGCGGUGUAGACGGCGAAUACAGCAGCGAUGAUGAUGACCACUCGGUCAAGGAGAUGAUUGAUGACGAGACCAAGAACAACGCGGGCGACGAAAGAAAGCUCGCUGCGUUUUAUGCCGAUCGAGAGCGCGCGUCGGACGAGAAGCAGGUAGAUAAGCUGUUCCACGACAUCACAACGGGCAUGCUGCGCCGCAAGCGUGGCGGUGACUGGGACGACCUUGAAGACGAAGACGACGGCGGCGAGGCCCGCCGUCGACUGAAGCGCCGGCAAUUCGCCAAGAUGCAGCGCGCCCUGUUUGCCGACGAGCGUAUCAGCAAGGUGGCCGAGAACCCGCGCAACCAGGCGUUCUUGCGCACCAUCGAGGACCGCGGCAGCGAUGACGACAUGGACUUUAUCUUUGCGCCGACUCCCGCCGUCGCAGCCGAACUAGACAGCCAGGAGGACUCGCAGACGCCGGCCACCACAACAAUCAUCCCCAACUCCCAGCCGCCGAUGCAGACAGCGGCAGGGAGCCGUCCGCCAGCCAGUCUCCGCCGCACCAAGGAUGGCAAGAAGCCCUCCAAUAUUGGCGACAUCCGCGAGUCGCUGUCGAAUCUGCUUGACGAGCCCUCACUCCACUCGUCGUCGGUCAUUCCAGCCACAGACCUGAGGUCUGACGACGACACGAGCGAGGAUGAGCAGCCGCAGCAACCCGCAACCACAACAGCCACAAGCCCGUCGCGCCGACCCGGUAGCAGUGGCAGCGGUAGUAGCAGCAACAAGGAGAACUGCAACCCCAAUCCUCGCCGCCGUCGCGGCGGCAACACCAACAGCAACAGAGAAGCCAUUGUCGACCGCAUCUCGCUGAAGCGCAAUGCCUCGUCGUCCGUCACCGGCCGCGCCGCCUUUGCCACGGCCAACGGCAGCACGUCCGCUAGCGGCGCCGGUGUCUUCAAAGUCCCUGCCCUGCUGCGGCGCGCCACCACCAACUCGCUCAUGUCCUCGACCUCCACUUCGUCCUCUACCUCCACGACCAACAACACCGCCACCACAGCCGCCAAGAACAACAGCGGAGGCAGUGGGUUCGGCGAGGACGCCAAGAUCAAGCGCACCGCCGGCAAGCGCUCCGGCAUCAACUUCUUCGCCCGCGAGACCGAACGCCGCGCCGCCCUUGCCGAGAGUGACCGCCGCCGCGAGGCCCGCAAGUGGAAGGGCGCCGAAGGCCGCGGCAAGGCCCUCCAGGGCGCCGGUGUGUUUGGCGCCGGCACGUUUGAAUGA